Molecule: messenger RNA, 5592 nt
Organism: Colius striatus (speckled mousebird)
Lineage: Eukaryota; Metazoa; Chordata; Aves; Coliiformes; Coliidae
Gene: FLVCR1
Product: FLVCR choline and heme transporter 1
Exons: 10
Coding region: 98-1651 (517 amino acids)
Biological process (GO): erythrocyte differentiation; heme export; mitochondrial transport
Cellular component (GO): membrane; mitochondrion
Molecular function (GO): heme binding; heme transmembrane transporter activity
Source: RefSeq, a predicted model, not a curated record
UGCCAGAGCCGGAGCCGCGGCCAGUGACCUUGCUAAGCAGAGCGGGUUGCGUCUGCCGCCGCUAUCACCGGGGAAGCUGGGUGGGGAGACGGCCGAGAUGGUGGAGGACGGCGGCGAGGAAGAGGCAGAGGGGGAGAGCGGGGAGAUGCCGCCGCCGCUGCCGCCGGCGGCCGCCGCCGUGCCCCCGCUGCAGCGCCACAACGGCUUCCUCCCGGGCAAGGAGGCGGCGGGCGGCGGGGAGCGGGCGGCGGCGGAGGCCGAGGCCAUGCUGUCGGCGGCGGGCGGGCCGCCUGAGACGCGGCUGUCGCGGCGGCGGCUGGCGGUGCUGGCCGUCUUCAGCUGCUACUCCCUAGUGAACGCCUUCCAAUGGAUCCAGUACAGCAUCCUCAGCAACGUCUUCGCCGGCUUCUACGGCGUCUCCUUCACGCAGAUCGACUGGCUCUCCAUGGUCUACAUGGUGGCCUACGUGCCGCUGAUCCUGCCCGCCACCUGGCUGCUGGAUGCCCGCGGCCUGCGCCUCACCGCCCUCCUGGGCUCCGGCCUCAAUGGCCUCGGCGCCUGGCUCAAGUGUGGCAGCCUGGCCCCCGGCCGCUACCCGCUCACGCUGGCGGCUCAGGCCGUCUGCGCCGUCGCCCAGGUCUUCAUCCUGGGGCUGCCCUCCCGCGUCGCCUCCGUAUGGUUCGGCCCCACCGAGGUCUCCACUGCCUGCGCCGUGGCCGUGCUGGGCAACCAGCUUGGCACUGCAAUUGGCUUUUUGUUGCCACCUGUUUUGGUUCCAAAUACACCUAAUGAUAUCGAUCUAAUGGCACAUAACAUCAGCAUCAUGUUCUAUGGAACAGCGAUAGUGUCCACACUUUUGUUCUUCUUAACAGGCGUUGUGUUUGAAGAAAAGCCCAAAUACCCUCCCAGUCAUUCUCAAGCAGUCCUGCAAGCUAUGCCUCAUGAGGAUUACUCAUACAAGCAGUCGAUUAUUAACUUGUUCAAAAAUACUCCGUUUGUACUUUUGCUGAUCAGUUAUGGUAUUAUGACUGGGGCAUUUUACUCUGUUUCCACGUUGUUAAACCAGAUGAUAGUAACUCAUUAUGAGGGAGAAGAAGUGAACGCUGGGAGAAUUGGCUUGACACUGGUGGUGGCAGGAAUGGUGGGUUCGAUUAUUUGUGGUUUGUGGCUGGAUUACACUAAAACAUACAAGCAAACUACUUUGAUUGUUUACAUUCUCUCUUUCAUUGGGUUGCUGGUAUUUACUUUCACCCUGGACCUCGGACACCUUAUAGUAGUGUUCGUGACUGGAGGAGUACUUGGGUUCUUUAUGACUGGCUAUCUCCCACUUGGGUUUGAAUUUGCUGUGGAAAUUACAUACCCAGAGUCUGAAGGCACUUCCUCAGGCCUCCUUAAUGCAUCAGCACAGAUAUUUGGAAUUGUCUUUACACUUGUUCAAGGAAAACUGACAACAGACUACAGUCCUCGGGCAGGAAACCUCUUUCUUUGUGCUUGGAUUUUUGUGGGAAUUAUCUUAACAGCCUUAAUAAAAUCAGAUUUGCGAAGGCACAAUGUGAAUUCAGGGAUUAGGAAUCUGAAUGUUAAAGCUGUACCAGUUGACAGUCCUGUAGAACCUGAAAGUACUACAUUAAAAAUUCAGUCGACUCUAUAAAGCUGCAAGGAGGUGACAUGGAAGCGCACAAGUUUGGCUGGAUACCAAACGAUGUUAAUUAGUGUGUUCAUUCAGUUUGCGUGUAUGAGUAGUAAAAUGUGUUUGGUGACGCUGGUGAUAGUUGUGUGGUAGAAACUUUGCAGACGCUCAGUUAAUUUUUCCCGAGACGCGAACAAUUCACCCCGGCACGGAGUAUUUAUUUUAACAGGUUUAAAGUGUGGCAGUGUGGUUAGCCCAGAGCUGUGUGAAUACUCUCCACGCUAGGGAGACUUUCUACAUUUAGGAUGCAUACUUGGAAAGAAAUCUGGAAAAGCUGAAGUACGGUCGUCGUGAUGAGAAGUCUCUAAUCGUGUUGUUCAGUCUUUGCUAGUGCAUUUGAAGAGUCAGAGUGGGGAGCUGCACAGCUGGAGGACGUUCACAACUUCCUUUUUAAUUUUAUUUUAUUUUUUAAACUUACCUGUAUUUUUAAUAUAAGCCAACGGUUCCUUCUGGGAAACGGCCUAUAGCACAAUACUGAAAACAAGAGAUGACUGCAAACGUGUAUUUCAUACUGGCAUCUGACAUUUCUUUUGCCUUGAGACUUCUUGAUAGAUAUCAGAAGGCAGAUAAGAGAAAACACAGUCUUGCAGAUUCGUUAUAACAUUUCCACUAGAUAAAUUGAAGAAAAAUCACUUACUAAAUACAGUAAAAAGGAAGAGAAAGGCCUUUGAUAUCUCUACUGUGAAGUAUUUAUAGGCGAUGGAACACUACCACACAGGUUGCCUCCAUGGAAUAUUUUGAGUGCUUUCUCAGUUAAAGCGAGAAGAGUACGUGUUUACAAAGAGCUGGUGCCUUUACUUUGUAAAGAAGAUCCUUGCCUCAUCUUGAGUUUAAUCAGUGCUGCUGAAGAAAUUCCAUUUUGUGUGUUAAACCUCCUCUGAAUAUUUGUGGCGUAUCAGCAAAUUUGUUCUAUCCUUUUCUGCAUUUGUUACGCCGCAUUAUGAAUUGUAUAAUUUGUGUUGUGACAUUUUUGUGCGUGUGUAACUUAGAUCAUUACUUUUGCAGUUUGUUAAAAGAUGUAAGGAUGACUGAAAGGAAAAUAGUGCUGCCUCACCAUGAUGAAAUAUUUGCUGGUUAUAUGUAUCUUAGCUACAAAAGGAGCAGACUUGAUUAGAAUUCCCCUUGUGGUGUUAUAUUUUUCUGAAUUUGGGAUGUGAAUAUCUCACUGCACCACUUCUGAAGAUAUUCUCCUUGUGCUCUAUCUGGCCACCUACAUAAUUGAUAACGCUACAACAGUACCUUUUCAAUAUUAGUGGAAAAAGUCUGACUUCAGUUAGCAGAAUUUUUCCAAACAUUUAAGCUUCAGCAGUCUUUAAGCUGAGCCUUAUAGCUUCAGUGCCAUCAGUGAGGUUGUCACUUUGAGUUCCCACAGAUCUGUGGGAUCAAGAACGUGGAAUCCUACUUGAAGUUUUCCAUGGAUUGUUACAGUUGGGUAUAGAGACAUUUUUAUCCCAAGAUGGUCUUUUAGUAUGAUAGGUAUUGUUAAAUACUCUUUUUCUUUCUUCACUGUAGAUGUAGAGAGUCCUUUUGUGUAAAAAGGAUCCUAUAAAUUUAGCUUUCUAAACUCAACCUCUAAACUUGAUGAUCUUGAUUUAACAAUUUCUAUGAUAAAGGCAUGCUUUAGACAUGGGAGGACUGUAUGACAAUGUACACAUCAGAAUAAUAUAACCAUGCUCGGAACACUUGCUUUUCCAAAAAGGGUCCAUGUCUCUUCGCCUGGUCCAGUGCUAGAGAGAAAAUAUGCAUGGCUUGCUGCUCCUGGAGAGACGUGCUCCGCGAGAAGAGUCCUCUGGUGAGGUUGCUGAAUACAGGAAAAGUAACUCUCAGAUAUUCAAGUGGCAAGCAAGAACGUAGGAGUGGAAGCAGAGGUGCUUUCAUGAUGUCAGUUUGUUAGCUUUAAUGACUUGCUGUGAUACAAGCUGCCUCGUCAAAGGAUGUAUAUGUUUUCAGCCUGAGUGAGGAAGUCAAAGUUCCUGCCUUUUGAUAUCUGUGGGUGGCUUUUCCCUUUGGCAAAUUAAUCACAAUGUGUGCCAAAAUACAUGUGUUCCUCGACAAGGUACGGAUUCAGUACAUAUUUGUGUUCAUGGUCCCUGGUACUUUAGCUGUUGCAAAAUUUUAACAAUGUAAUACUUCUUCAGUUUUGGGGAAGUGUUUGCAGAUGUCCAGCAGAAAGUCUGUGGCAGUAUCCAGAAUGUGUUCUGAGAUGUCCAGUACACACUAUUCAAAUUCAAAGACUGAACUUUUUCCUUUCUUUUUAAAAUGUGGGGUUUAAUUCCUUUCUUCACUUCUAGAUUCCAGUUUCUCUAGCUAUCUUCAGCUGCUUGUUGAUAAAAACAUUCUAGCCCUUCUGGCUCCUUGUGUGGUUUUUUCCUGCCUUUUGCCAAAUUAUUGUCUACCCUCUGAAAAGGCCCAAGUAAGAUUUUGGCAUUCUGGAAACCCUGCUGGGUCCCUGAAAAGAAAAUAUUCCUAAUAAUGAAGGCUUAAUUACAUCCUGGAUUUAGUACUCUCCCUCUGAAAGGAAACAAAGUUGGAAAUGUGUAAGCUAUUUCCAGGCAAUGAUAAGGUAUUUAAAUAAAACAGCGGCAAAAAAAAGGGCAAAUAGAGAACAAACCAGUAUUUUAUGCAACGAUCUUAUCUGUCUGUCAAGAAACUGAAUUUCUAGCUCGUGUUAGAAGUAGAUUUGCUGAAAGAGAGAAUCAUUUAAUGAAUGGAAUUACAUGCGAGCUGUGAGAGGAUGGAGCAGGAAACAAAAUUAGCAGAGGUAUCCCAAUCCCUUGCAUCAGCUUUUUCUUUUCAGUAUGCUUUUCUUGUAAGUGCUUCAAGGGAAUUCUAGGGGAUGCUAAGAGAACUCAUGUAAUGGUGAGCAUAAGCAAGGAGGCUGCCCCCAAGUUCCCAGAAGCCCGAAAAGGUAUGUAAUUGUGAACGUUCGGCUACGACAUUCAGAGAUUAGCCUUUAAAUGAUCCGUCUUUCUUUGUUUCUUGCAGACCAUCUUAAACUUUUGCUAACUUCAUUGGGAGAGAUCCAGAGAAUGUUGACCCAUUCUGAUUUAGAAUUGCUAAAAUGGCCUUAAAACCCUAAUUUCUGUUGGAUGGAUAUGAAGAUAUCAGACCUGUAAGGCAUAGUCUGGAAUUGCUGAAAUCAGGAGCUUUCUUCAGCACGUAUUUAUUUUGGAGAUGAAUGCUUGUCUUUAACAUCUCUUUUUGUUGCUGAAUGCGUAUGUUUUACAAGGAAGAAAGAACAAGGCAAGAAGCAGGAAGAAUACAGGCGAAUAAUUUCAGGUUGAUAGGCUUUUCUUCAUCCUCUUGGUCAUUUCUUUUGUUCAAGAUGUUGUUUGACAACAUCUCUUGUUUCAGAGACGAUCGCUGGAGUGUGUAAUUUGAGCUGGCAGCCAAUGUUGUCUAAUGAAAAAUUGCUUUUUGUGGAAUCUUUGAAAUAUCUUGUGCAUCUACAACCAAGUGAAAUUGGGUUAAUCUGUAAGCAUUUAUUGCUUUAAUUUUCCAUUCUGUGUACUCAUCAGUUUUCCUGUGUGAAUGCGUGUGACCUUUUCAGUUGCUGUCUUUCAAUGUGUAUGUACCACCUUCUUAAGCGUAAUAGACUACUACUGAUUCAUAGACCACAAGCUAAGUUAUUGUAUCCCAUGUGAUUUCCCCCUCCACACACCAUUUGGUCUGAGGUCUUGUGAAGAGGGAGAAGUGACGUGAAGACAUGGACUAGAAUGAAUUAUGCAAAAAAUAUUUCUGAGAGAAAUAUAUUUCUAUGUAAGACCCAUGUUGUUUACUGCUCGUGUCUUUGUUCUUCUCAUGAAGAUAGCAAAUAAUUUUUCUUUCUGUAAUAUUUUGGUUUUGUUAGAGUCCCAUUUUUUUGUUUCAAGAAAAAAAUAAAUCUUUUUUGGUGAAUAUUA